GCGGACGAUACUUGAUUCACUUUCAUUGACUUUAGUGACGUCGAUUCGUGGGAGGUGAACUUUCGUUUCAAGUCCAUGAUUUGAGACAUUUAUUAAAAGUUGUUGCGCGUCACGAUAGUGCGAAACAAUGGCUGACAACGAACAGAAAGCGAUGCAGCUGCUGGCCGAGGCCGAGAAGAAACUCAGCACCAAAGGCUUUUUUGGUUCGCUGUUCAGAGGAUCCUCAAAAGUGGAGGAGGCUGUAGAAUGUUAUCAACGCGCUGCAAACAUGUUCAAGAUGGCAAAGAAGUGGAGUUCUGCUGGAAGCGCUUUCUUAGAAGCCGCUGAGUUACAUCUGAAAGCUGGCAGUCGCCACGAUGCAGCCAGUAAUUACGUGGAUGCUGCUAAUUGUUUUAAGAAAUCUAAUACAAAUGAGGCAAUUAGUUGCUUGUUAAAGGCGAUCGAGAUUUACACCGACAUGGGUCGGUUUACAAUGGCGGCUAAGCAUCAUCAAAGUAUAGCCGAAAUGUAUGAAAGCGAUGCGGUAGAUCUCGAGCAAGCUGUUAAUCAUUACGAGCAAGCUGCUGACUACUUUCGUGGAGAGGAAAGCAAUUCUUCCGCCAAUAAGUGUCUUUUGAAGGUCGCGCAAUACGCCGCGCAACUUGAAAAGUAUGAUAAGGCUAUACAAAUUUAUGAACAGGUUGCUUCUGCAUCUUUAGAAAGCUCUCUAUUGAAAUAUAGCGCGAAAGAAUAUUUCUUUCGAGCGGCGCUAUGUCACCUAUGCGUUGAUGUAUUGAAUGCGCAACAUGCUAUUGAACGUUAUCAAGAACAGUAUCCUGCAUUCCAAGACUCUAGGGAGUACAAAUUGAUAAAGACACUAAUAGAACACCUCGAGGAACAACACCUCGAAGGUUUUACAGAAGCGGUUAAGGAAUAUGAUUCGAUCUCACGAUUGGAUCAGUGGUACACGACAGUAUUAUUACGUAUUAAAAAGCAAGUUAACGAUAAUCCAGAUCUACGCUGAUCGGUUGUUUCUUCUUCGUGCUAUUUCCUGUCGAUGAUAUUAUCAAUUCAACUCUAUAUGUAUUCUUUUUUAAAUCACGCCCUGCUUUCAGUGGAACUUGUAAAGUAGUUUCGUUUUUAUACCCAAAUAUAUUUUUCAUAACAUCUCCUAGCACUCUUGGCAACUAUUACAUGUUCAUCUGUUCAGUUAUCGUGUACGCAUAGACUGUUGUCAUCAAAGAGUAUAAAGAAUGAACUUGGAAUAUUCUGUGGAACUCGCUAGGUAAUUAAAAAUGCCGAUGUAUGGGGCAUACAAAUAAACAUAGAAGUAAAUAAUAUUGGAACUCUGUUGGUAUUCAUACUUAUCGAUACAUAAAUAGCUUGCCAACGAGCCACAGCUUGUGCAGUUUAAUUCCGACAUAUGCAAUCGCGAUGAAUUAUCCAGACAAAAGUUAUUAAUUUUCAUAUGUUUAGCGAUCUCUAUAGAUGUGGGACAGUUUCGAAUGUAUAAUGUUUAUAAAAGCUGUUAACGCUAUUUAUUGCUGGCUAGUAAUACGAAUUAAUCAUAAAAAGUAAUUAAGUUACAGAGUGAAAAUUUGUUACCCGUUCUUAUUUGGGAUUACGAGAUAUGUAAUUUGCUUUCUGGAAUUAUAACCAAAUGGUAGAUUGUCGGUUGCUACCUUUACACUGCCAGAGUAUCAGAAUAGUAAAUGUGGUGUACGCGUUACUCUUUCUUCUGACAUUAAUUACACUUUUCGUUAACAUCGAACUUUAUUCUUUCUCUUUCAAAAAUUUUGUAUAUAUAUAUAUAACUGUAAAUUUGAAGCACAUAUUUGGUAUCAAUUGGUUCUAUUAAUAUUUCUUUGUACGGUAAUGGAAUGUUUCUAACGAAGCAUCGAGCACUGUUUAUUCAUGGUUAAACAUAAUUGUAGGAACGGUUAGGAAAUAUAAUCGUGAUAUGCAUUUAAGGUUUAUAACCAGGGCUGGUUUAUCGUGAAAGUGAACGAUACGUAACACUCGAUUGCCUCCUUAUUCGGAGCGCUGCGAUGAGAAGUAAAGAAACAAAAAUCAGUAAAGAAAAAUACGAUUUAUAAUAUCUGGGCGCAGCUUUCCAUAUAGAAUUGAUAAAAUAGUGACUCGGAAAAUUAUUGACGAGUUCUCUGGUCUACAAAUAAACAAAGUAUAUUUAACAUCAUAACUCGAGCGAUGGCCCUGAUUGUAAUGUUGUUUAACUUAACUUUUUUCAUUGUUUUAUGUUAUAACUAAAGUACUGUUGUUUAUAUUUUCUAAUGUUGAACAUUGAUUUUAUCGAAAUGUAGAUGUAUAUUUGUACUUAGAAGUAGACGUGUAUAGCACAGAUUAGAGAUUAGCAAGGACUUUCAUCGGGUGUAAAAUAAUUUAUUUCACGUUAAUUUAAUGUUAUUUAACGAGUAUAUAUUUCAAUUUUGCAAUUGCAUUACAGCAUUUUAUAUAAUACGAGUUACAUCAUUUGGAUAUAUUUAUCAGACGUGUAUAAAUAAUAUUCCAUUGUUAGGUAGAAGUAGCGAUCACAACUUACAUGCACAGAGUGUAACGAAGCACUAACGUCAGUGUACGAAUUAGAAUUCUAUUACUAAGGCACAUGAUUUACUCUUUAUUUUUUGAAAAAAAAAGAAAAAAAAAAAGAACUUACAGUUGUAAAGAAAUUCGUUAAUAUUUUUCUUUCGUCAAAAGAGAACGACAAGAACUUGACGUACGUAAGAAGUAGCGACUACGACUGUGUAAUCUUCCAUGUAACAAAUUCUUUGUAUACAUUUAUAUACACACGUAUCUAUGUCUAGCAGUUUCAUCAGUUCUAAUUUCUCGACUAAAUGCAUACCUUUUUUUUGAUUACAGUAAUGUGCUUAGAUAAAACGUAAGGUAUCAUUUUCUCUAGAAAAUAAGAGAGGAUUGAAAUUUGUUUCCAAAGUGUAUAUCAACGAUGUGUGUAAUUUUACGCGUAUCAUACGAUUCAAGAAGAAAAAAAUAGGUAGCAUUGUUCGAAUUUGUAUUUGCGAAAUAUGUUUUUUCUUUUGUACGGUGGAAAAGUCAAUGAACGUACAAUACCGGAUACUCUGGAAACGUAAUACUAUACUUCGUUUUCGUCGUGCGUGUGAAGGUUUAUUUAUUUACCUGUAUAUACAUAUACAGAUAUUGUGUAUAUUGUGUAUAUCGUUUUUUAGUUUGGGAUUAAAAUGAAACUAUAUUGAAAAUGAUAGAGGCGUUUUGUGACUUGACUCGCGUUGUUACGUUAGAUAUCUUAAAAUGUUUGUUAUAAACAUUUUUGACGAACAUGUCGAGUUUGAAAUCAAGUUUACAACACCACUUAAUAGAUUCUCUAAUGGUAAUAUUGAUGUGCUUAACAAGCUAUACAACCCCGUUAUCGAUACUAAAGGUAGUACCAUACACAGCAAUGAAUAUCUAGACACUGGUAACCAUUUUAUAAAGCGUCCUACGUAUUAUUAUUCAAUAAAAUUAAUUUAACAUUCAAUGGAGUACUCUAGAAUGGUAGCGAUAUAGACAAUAUAAUAGAGUUCUACGUUCGUCGGCAAUUUAACGAAAUUAAUCGUUUCGAAGCAUGCAUAGUUUUCGUUUUUAUAAAAACUUAAAAUACGCAGCAACAAUGUAGAAGAGCAGUUAUUCGUUUCUCGUCUUGUAUUGCGCGUAGUCGAUCGCAUAUAACGAUGGAUUUACUUUGUAAAUAAAGAUACCUUAUUGGAUACGAA
This is a messenger RNA of Hylaeus anthracinus, 3725 nucleotides long. It is a transcript of the gene alphaSnap, whose product is annotated as alpha-soluble NSF attachment protein. The transcript has 5 exons. Gene Ontology annotation, cellular component: SNARE complex; vacuolar membrane. The record is from RefSeq and is a predicted model, not a curated record. Gene Ontology annotation, molecular function: syntaxin binding; soluble NSF attachment protein activity. Gene Ontology annotation, biological process: SNARE complex disassembly; intracellular protein transport. Lineage: Eukaryota; Metazoa; Arthropoda; Insecta; Hymenoptera; Colletidae. Bases 128 to 1003 code for a protein of 291 amino acids.